UGUGAAGCGGUUGACAAGUUAUGUACAGUUAUGACCGUGACGAAACCAAUUAAUUUAACAAUUUAUUUUUAUUUUCCCUUAAGUAAAAUGACUCUUUUGUGAAAAGAGAGUAACAUUUACACCAUAUUUUAAAAAAUAUAUAAUUAUUUAUUUAUUUUUCGAAUGUCAUUUUUAAAGGUAAGGAGAAAGUAGACCCUAACGUUUCUUUUCAGCCGUUGAUUGAAAAAUCAAAUAUGGCUACAAGAUUGGCAGUUAUACUGUUUUAAAUUAGCUUAGACGACAAAAAAAUCCUAGCUACACCCUUUCAGAGAGACAUUUAUUGCUGAGGCGGACGGUCCCCCUCCCCUCUCCGUCUCUCGACAAUAGGCUGCCCGCUCCCAGCAUCAUAUUUUCCUCCGUCUUUUUUUUUCUCCACCGGAGUCAUCGUGUCGCACCGGCGGGCUCCUGUGAGGGUUUUAACGGCUCUCCGGCACGUGUCAGGUCCCUCUGAUGAAAAUAUCCGACGACGCUUGAAAUGACUGAAGUGGCUCCAAGCUGCCCUAACAUGACAGCGCUGGCCCCUCCUCCUGCUCCGCUGAUCACCAGUAGGAAUGCAUCUCCUGCUCGAUCACCAAUGGGAUCCAAUCCCAACAGCCCGACAGGCUCCCGGCUGAAUUUAGCAAAAGAGCGACGGGAGGAAAGAGAGAAGACACAAGAGAAGACGGAGAUGCUGCGUGAUAAGGAUCGGCGUGCGCAGCAGCAGCUGGACCGCUGCGCCGAGGAGCGAGGGAGGAAGAUGCAGCAGCAGAGGAGGAAGGAGCAGCAGCGGCAGGCGGCGGCCGGGGAGAAGAGACGGCAGCAGCAGACGGCAGAGAAGGAGAGGCUGGAGGCCCUGGUCCGCCGGAGAGCCGGAGGCGCCGAGAGACGAGGAGGAGGAGGAGGAGGAGGUGGUGGAGGUGGAGGUGGAGGGGAUGCUCGCGACCACCUGGAUAACAGGCCUAAACGCUGGACAUGGGGAGGACCGCCUGACGGAGUGGACGGUAACCCUAAGACCCCGCCCUGCAAUGCCAUUGGCUCCGCUCAGCCCAAUGAGCUUCCUGCUGCUUCCAGCGCCAGCCAAUCCCGUAACGUUGGUGACUUCCUGUCUCCACCCGGGAUGGAUCAACCAAUCAACAAACAGCUCUCCAACUCUUCAGCCGCCCUCCAUUCACCAGAGAGAGUGUCUUUUGUGUCCCAUCGAACAGCUUCCCCCAGCAACCAGAGACCGUACAGAAGCUCCUCCAACCGCAGGAGCAUCGCUGGAUUCCCAGAGGAGACGUCCAAAGCCAAAACACCCACGGGGGAGACUCCAAACACGCCGGCCCGCAGUUCUUCCUUCAGAGCCAACAGCAAGGGCCCCGCCACACCGAAACGGGUGAGGUCAAACAGGAGUCGCGCCCAGUCGCCAUGCUCCCCGGGCCAGUUCCCGCCCUCCCCGCUCCGGCAGAGGGCCACCACCCCCGGCACCCCCGACGACAGAGGUCACACGGAGGUGAAAGCUCACAGCACCCUGGAGAGGAAAUCCACCAAGUCUGAGACCUCGGAGAAACGGAUCCCCAAAUCCACCAGCAAAGAACUGAAUGCAGAGUCUCCGGGCACGCCCACAGGCAGGAGUGUUGGUGGGACAACGGAUGCUGAGGAGGCGUCCAGACUGCUGGCAGAGAGACGACGUCUGGCCCGAAUACAGAAGGAGCAGGAGGAGAGACAACGGCAGGAGGAGGAGAGGCUGAGGGCCGAGGAGGAGCAGAGGAGGCAGGAGGAGGCGAGGGAGCGACAGGAGAGAGCUGCACAGCAGGCUGAGGAGGAGAGGGUGAGGCGGGAGGAGGAGAGGAGGAACAAGGAGGACGAGGAGAGACGGCAGAAGGAGCAGAGAUGGAAGGACAUGCAGGAGCAGCUGGACAAAGAGAGGGAGGAGGCCUUCCUGCGAGCUCAGAAAGAGGCGGAGAGGAAGAGACAGGAGAGAGAGCUGCAGCACAUCCAGGAGGAGCAGGAGAGGCUGCAGAGGAAGAAGAGAAUUGAGGAAAUCAUGAAGAGAACGAGGAAGAGUGAAGUGGAGCCUCUGUCUGCUGCUGCAGCGUCGGAGGCUGCCGUCCCCUCGGAGGAGGACGCUGCCACUCCGGCUGAAGCCCCCGUCAUCAUGCUGGGACCUCUGGAGAACAAGAGCUUUGUGGACGAGCUGUCUGACGGAGUCCAGUCCAUGGACGUCAGUUCUCCAUCUGUCUCCAUCAGUCCAGUGUCCAGGGACGAGCAGGCGAGCGCUCACGAGUUCUCGCCGCUCACAGAGGAGCAUGUGAUGGACCUGGACGCCCACGGCCGAGGCCAGCGGCAGGGCGCCGAGACGCCCCCCUACCCCAAACUGCAGGCCGGCAGCGGGGUCGGAGACCUCAACAAGAACCUGCUGAUCCAAGCGUACAACGGCGCCUCCGAGUCCUCCCAGCUCAUCCACAGCGUCGGCCCCAGCAAACUGGACGUCCAGUAGCAAGGGCCUUCUCAGGAGCUGGCAGGUUCUGUAGAAAACAGGAGGAACAGACCAAGAGACCGUCACCUCUGUCUGCAACAACAACAACAACAACAACAACAAUGACAACAAUCAUCCCACAAGGAACAAAUGCUGAACAACUAAUUUCACAUCUGUAUUACCAAAACCUCGCAUAACAGUAAAGCUUCUGGCCACAUUUCGAGGCAGUGCAAAUGGGCGAUUUUGACUCUCACAGACAAAAAUAAUGCAAACAUGCACGCUGUUCUUAUUCGUUCACUGUUUGUUCUUACACCUACAAAAAGUAAUGCACUAUAAUUUGUAUAUAAUGCAGGGCUGCCUCUAAAGUCAGGGGACGCAGUAUAAAGAGCAACAAAGUCUGUGUAUGAGGAUAGACGGGUCGAACAAAUACAGGACUCAACAGUUAAAUGACAAACCUGUAACUUACUAUUGUUAAUUAACUUAACUUACACCACGUACAUAAGUUACAUAACAAGUUAUUAUAACCAAAAACAUGAAAUGUUCCUUGUUGAAAACUAAAUGUAAAGUAAUGAGUUGAGGAUUUCAAACGUCAGCCCAAAUCUGCACACCUCAACUCACUUUUUCAUUUAGAGAUUAUAUAUUAUUUGGGAUUUAAAUGCACAAUAUGUAGUUUUAUGCCAAGACAGAGUUUGAUGAUGAACGAGAUCAUGGGAGUCAGUUUCUCCUGGUGAAGAUUCCUUCAGCGUUCAUGAGGUUUUUACCGGGAGCCGAAUUAUCCACAGAGGUCUCCUCCUCUCCAAAACAACCAGACCUGCUGAUUAAAACCAGUUUAAACACUGAAUAAAGCAGUUUCAUGUUAAAAAUCUGUGUUUUUCCAACACUGUUUGGUGGACACAGGACCCCCCUGAGGGGCUGCGAGCUGAGCUGCUGCUAUCGUUUUCUCAGCUUGUUAUCCUGAUUACUUAACAUCCACAUGGUUAAAAUCCUUCAUCUGGUUAAAAUAUAGAAUCAAAAUUACCAAGAUCUGAAAAAAUAUAUAGUAAAAAUGUAGCUUAAAACUGGUUUAAAGGUGAAUGUAUGACAGCCUCUGACAGACAAUUUUUCAUUUGAUUAAAACUAAAAUUACAGAUUUCUCUCACAUUGAAAA
Messenger RNA from Centropristis striata (black sea bass), 3623 nucleotides. Its product is annotated as ensconsin-like. Lineage: Eukaryota; Metazoa; Chordata; Actinopteri; Perciformes; Serranidae. Gene Ontology annotation, biological process: microtubule cytoskeleton organization. The transcript has 17 exons. Bases 515 to 2497 code for a protein of 660 amino acids. Gene Ontology annotation, cellular component: microtubule cytoskeleton. The record is from RefSeq and is a predicted model, not a curated record.